Raphanus sativus (radish) is the source of this 955-nucleotide messenger RNA. Its product is annotated as protein N-terminal glutamine amidohydrolase-like. NCBI's taxonomy places the organism in Eukaryota, Viridiplantae, Streptophyta, Magnoliopsida, Brassicales, Brassicaceae. Gene Ontology annotation, molecular function: protein-N-terminal glutamine amidohydrolase activity; protein-N-terminal asparagine amidohydrolase activity. The coding region runs from base 95 to 760 and encodes 221 amino acids. The record is from RefSeq and is a predicted model, not a curated record. The transcript is spliced from 6 exons. Gene Ontology annotation, cellular component: cytosol; nucleus.
UCGAGACCAUUAGAAGAGGAGAAGAUGAUCAAAGUGGGUGGAACACCUAAGAAAAAUAAAGAAGAGUACUGAAUCAAAUCGAAAUUAAAAAAAAAUGAGCAGCGUAAUAUCGGAGCUACCGGCGAUGGAUGCCACUCGAUUCCAACACACUCCUUUCUACUGCGAAGAGAACGUGUAUCUACUCUGCAAGACGUUGUGCGAGAACGGCGUAGCGGAUACGACGGGUUCUGAUCUGUUUGUCGUUUUCAUCUCCAAUGAGAAGAAGCAGGUUCCACUUUGGCAUCAGAAAGCUAGUACCAGAGCUGAUGGGAUUGUUCUCUGGGAUUAUCAUGUCAUCUGUGUCCAGAGGAAGAAAGAAAGUGACUCUGAGCCUUUAGUGUGGGAUCUCGAUUCCACUUUGCCUUUCCCUUCUCCAUUAGCUUCCUACGUGGCUGAUACUAUCCAGCCUUCUUUUCAGCUUUUUCCUGAAUAUCAGAGGUUCUUUCGCGUUGUGCAUGCUCCUCUCUUCUUUAAGCACUUUGCUUCUGAUAGACGACACAUGAAGGAACCUGAUGGUAGCUGGACUGCUCAACCUCCACCCCAUCAGCCCAUUGUUUCCCAAGAUGGAGUCUUGCACAAUUUGAGUGAAUACAUUGCGAUGAGCAGUGCUGAUACAUUGGCGAGCUUGGAUCCCGAGACAGUGAGAGAAGCAAUCUCACAGAAACUUGGUGUCUUGGUGAACCACACUCAGCUUCAGGAUCUAUUCACCAAGCUUCCUUAACAUUCCAAUGUCUUAAUUUCAAGCCUUGUCUCCAACUUUAUGAUACGUUUUCUCAGUCUUCAUUGGUGAAGAAGAUAUUGAAUUUUAGAUGAGGAAACAUUAUACACUCACGAAAUUGUAUGGUUUACAAAAGGAACAUUACAUGACUUUCUCCAAAAAAAAAAAAUCAGAAAGGGAACAAAUCUUUUGUAUUAA